This is a messenger RNA of Aplysia californica (California sea hare), 2909 nucleotides long. Its product is annotated as probable 39S ribosomal protein L45, mitochondrial. The coding region runs from base 45 to 1100 and encodes 351 amino acids. Gene Ontology annotation, cellular component: mitochondrion. NCBI's taxonomy places the organism in Eukaryota, Metazoa, Mollusca, Gastropoda, Aplysiida, Aplysiidae. The record is from RefSeq and is a predicted model, not a curated record. The transcript is spliced from 8 exons.
AAGUGGCAAGUUGAUAUAGGAACAAACGUACUUUCCGUACACAAAUGAACAAAAUGGCAGCCCACAUGAAAAUUUUGACGAGGUCAACCCUACUUCGGGCGAUAACAAAGCCUGCGGUGGUGAGCCCUCUUGCUGUGGGUAGUCAACAACACGAUGUUCAACAGACCAGAAACUAUCCAACGUCCAAGCAUUACGAUCUGAAAUGGAGGCAGAAGAGGAGGGAGAAAGUUUUGGAGAUUGAUCUCCCGAAAUUUGUAGAGCUGAAGAAAGACAAAAAGAAAGAGAACAGGACCCCAGAUGAAAUUCGGAUGGAGAUGAAAAAGGAGGGACGUCUGCCGCCUCGAUUUCAGCAAGAUUUGCCCAUCAAUACAUCAUGCACUCGCUCCGUCAUCGAACCGUACAAGCCAAAAGAUGGGGAUGGACGACAGACAGAAAUUCUAACCUCAGGUAUCUCGGACAACGUGUCGAGAAUGGUUCAGGGCACCAAGUCUCUGAAACACGUGCGGAAACUGAAGAAAUUUGAGGACUUUGUGGAGUCGGAGUUUGCCGAACAGGCUCAGAAUAUUGUGAUCGAGACCCACGACUUGUUGCAAGACGUGUACAAGAACCAAGAGCGUCUGCACGAGCUGGUGACUGAGAAAGCGUUCCCGGAAAUGGUCCAUGGGAUGGAGUCGAAGACGAUGCGCUGGCGGUUCGUGGAGUCAGUGGAGCCGCCCAAGGUGGUUCAGAUUCGCGUGGAGGAGAUGAUCACACAGGACAACCUGUUUGCCCAGGUCACAGUUCGCAUGCACACCAAACAGAUCCUGGCCAUCUACGACCGGUUUGGCCGACUCAUGUACGGAGACCCCCAUCUGGCCAAGUCUGUGGUGGAGUACGUCAUCAUGGAGAAGUGGAUCUCGGACACGUACGGGACAUGGAGAAUCCACGGCAAAGUCAUCCCAGACGGGGCCCCGUCCAGAGACGCGCUGCUCCGCACCUACAAGGUGCCCGUGUUUGAGCCGCUGCCCCCGCUGGAGGAGAAGGAAGGAGGAGAGAAGAAGGAGGAGGGGGAGGUGGACAGAAUGACGGGGGGCGGGGGUUUGAAGCCUGCCUUAGCCUGAGAGACUGCUGUGCCGUAAGCUGACAAUGACGAAACGCGUUUUUUCAUUUUGGUGCCAAAUUUUUUUAUGUGCUUUAUAUCGAAAGCCUGAUCAGUUACCCUACUUGUGUGAAAAGAAAUCAGACUGAAACUGCGACUUGUUUUUGAAUAAAUUAGAAUUUAAAUUCUGGAAUGACUUUAUUUUUAAAUGAUUGCACUGACAAAAAACCCCCAUAUUUUCUCGAAAUUUCUCUGAAGAAAAAAAAGAUGUUUUGUCAUUUUACAACAGUGCUGUGGGGAAUGGGUGAGGCGCCGACCCUACUGCGUGUUCAGACCAAAGAUCCAUGUGUGUAUCCGGGCCUUUAUCCGUCAAACGGAUAGACCGGAUUACUUCUCGUAUCUCUCCACUAGUGGUCAGACUUUGACCAAUUUAAUUUAUGAUAACAGGCAGCAUUUGUUUAGUGCAAAUCCCCACUGGACAGCAGGCUCUGUGCACUUUACAGUCUAGAUAUAUUCUUACCUUCUGAGCAGACCUGAUAGCAUUCUGAAACAACCUCAACUUCCUGGGAAGCAUACAGUGCAAGCUGCUACUUUACAGACACUAACUAAGACACUAAUAUACUAACAAGCUCUUUCGCUGCUAAUGGUCGGGUACCCUUCUCACCUGGGUGAAGUGAGGAAAAUUCGUGUAAAGUGCCUUAGCGUCGGGUCUGAGUCUCAACCCCCCACCCCCAAACCCAAAACCUCACGAUUACGAGCCCAAUAGCCUAAGCACGCCCUGCCACAUAAUGGAGAUCAACAGUGGUCUGUGUAGUUGGCUUUACGGUGGUCGUAAGAUUUCAGGAUUUCUUCGGUAAAGACCCAUGGAGUUGGGCAAGUUCAGCCAAAUUUUUUGAAGUACAUUUUUUGUUGAAAUGGUGAAACCUGAUACAAUAUUGUACUCCCAGUUAAAUUUUGAUGAGAAAACGUACCAAAUAUAAAGAAUAUAAAUUCAGCUUAGUUUGUCAAUUCUGGAGAAAUUAUAAAAAUGGUCCUGUCAUGGGUCCUCAUUUUGCCCAGGGUGAAAAAGGCACUCCCAACGAAUAAACAGGUGGUGUUUUAUUAACUCUAUGACCCCAGUCAGCUACUGUCCAUUAGAUGGAUGGAUGGACGGGUGGAUGGAUGGAUGAAUGAGUGGAUGGAUGGAUGAACCGAAGGAAGGACGGACGGACUGAUGCGGAUCUUUGGUCUGAAUGCCUCACUAGCCCAAGAAACUGCUGUGGAAGUGAGUGGGUAUGGUUUCUGGGUUUUGGGUUGGGUUUCAGCUUUUUUAUGUGUGGACGAUGUCUGUCAGUUGGUUUGUGGAGUAGUAUUAUUUAUGGUUUUGUUUGGAGAAAAGAUUUGAUUGUUUGUAGAAGUUGGAAAUGUGAUGAAGAUUUUGACAGUGACAUGUUGAAAGUUUGAAAAUAGAGUGAUAGGUAAAUUAGAUUUGGAAGAGAGAGAGAGGGAGAGAGUGUGUGUGUGUGUACGUGUCUGUUUGUGUGUAGUGAGAGAGAGAGAGAGAAAUGCAGAAGUAGAAUAAGGGGAGCUUAUUUAGAGAGACGGAGACAGAGAGAAAGAGACAGAAACAAAGAGAGAGAGUCAGAGAGACAGAAACAAAGAGAGAGAGACAGAAACAAAGAGAGAGAGUCAGAGAGAGAGAGAGAUUAUUUACAAAAUAAGUCUGAGGUAAUGAUAUAUGUCUCUGUUUUUUGGUCUCUCAAACUCAACAAAGGUCACUUCGUUUUUGUUUUUGUGUCCCAAUAUUGCAAAAACUUGGAGGAAUAAAAGUGGCUAUUGCUUCGACCUCUUC